Messenger RNA from Lachnellula hyalina, 561 nucleotides. RefSeq lists its product as uncharacterized. The record is from RefSeq and is a predicted model, not a curated record. The transcript has 3 exons. Lineage: Eukaryota; Fungi; Ascomycota; Leotiomycetes; Helotiales; Lachnaceae. Bases 1 to 561 code for a protein of 186 amino acids.
AUGUUGUUCACAUCCUUCACUGCUCUGCUGGCUCUCGCCGGUCUAUCCAGUGCCGCCACGACCAAGCGUGCUACCGUCUCAACCACCCUCUUUGCUUACGGCGCAGGCACCAAUGGUGCACCAGUCUUCUAUUCCGAUGGCCUUGCAUACAUUGGGCAAACGGGUUUCGCCAGCCCCAAUGGAACCCAAACAAACAUCACUUUCGCUAUCGACAGGACAUCUACCACCACCCCGUGGCCCAUCACCGCAAACUCUACAAGCGUAACCUUCAACUCAACCCUCGAUCUUUACAUCGUUCCAACCAACGGCACCUUCACCCAGGUCGGCUUUGCCGCUAACAGCAGCGUCCCAACUGGCGGUGUUACUACUGGCUUCGGUUGGUAUGGGAAGUCGGUCGCAUAUGCUGCCAGUGAUUCCGAUUACCAGCUUCGGUUCUGGGCCACCAAUACCACCACCACCGGUAUUUAUGCGCUCUACUGGAACGACAACACUGCAACCUCUGAUACGCCUGAGGGAGCUUUCCCAGUUGCCAUCAAGAGCACCCCACCACCCACUGUUUAA